Messenger RNA from Dicentrarchus labrax (European seabass), 1766 nucleotides. It is a transcript of the gene thumpd1, whose product is annotated as THUMP domain containing 1. The record is from RefSeq and is a predicted model, not a curated record. The transcript has 5 exons. The coding region runs from base 311 to 1255 and encodes 314 amino acids. Gene Ontology annotation, biological process: tRNA modification. Gene Ontology annotation, molecular function: RNA binding. Lineage: Eukaryota; Metazoa; Chordata; Actinopteri; Moronidae.
UUUGUCCCUCCUCACUCGCCGUACAGGACGACCGAAAAACGUGCUAUGUUUUGACCGAAUGAGCCUCCGUCCGUUGCAGCAGCUGCAGUUUGAACCUGGACUCGUGUUCAGGCGGUCGUUGUGUGUUUCCUGUGAAACUUCUCAUGGCUUUUUACAUUGCAGUCGCUGCAGCUUUAAAACCCUCGGACCGUUUGUGUUAGCAUCAGCUGCUAAGCUAACGGCGAAUAAAGCCGAAGAGGAGGAAGAGGAGGAGGAGGAGGAGGAGUGAAGCUGCUGUUUAGGUGUUGUACGAAUACAUUAUCCGCUGAACAUGUCGGCAAACGACUCGAGGAAACGCGGCAAGAAGCGGUACGCGGGCGGCCACAACAAGCGGUGGAAGGGCUCCCGGGAGCUGGAGGUGGGCAUGCAGGGGAUCCUCAUCACAUGCAACAUGAACGAGAGGAAGUGCACAGCGGAGGCCUUCAAUCUGCUCAAUGAGUACGCCGACCAGCUCUACGGGCCCGAGAAGUUUCAAGACAAUAAUGGGAGCAGCAGUGAAGAAGAGGAUGCUGAAGAAGAAGAUGUUGAUGUAGCUCUGAAGAAGGAAGUGGCACAGCUGCAAGCAUCUGGAGCUAAACAGGAGAGACGCUUCCAGGCUUUGGAUAGUGGCGCAAACAAUGUCAUCUUCAUCAAAACUCACAAUCUGGAAUCUGACAAGCUGGUUCAUCACAUCUUGUCUGAUCUCCACACCACCAAGAAGAAAAAGUCACGCGUGAUCCUUCGGAUGCUGCCGGUAACUGGAACAUGCAAGGCCUUCCAGGAUGACAUGGUGAAGUACCUGACCACUUUCCUGGAGCCCUGGUUCAAAACUCCAAACUGUGCUACCUACCAGAUCGCCUUCAAGGCCCGCAACAGCAGCCACAACAAGAGGGAUGAAAUCAUCAAAUCAGUCGCAGGUCUAGUGGGGAAGCUUAACCCUAAGAACAAGGUUGAUUUGACCAACCCAGAACUGACAAUCAUUGUGGAGGUCAUCAAGGCCGUGUGUUGCCUCAGUGUGGUAAAAGACUAUACACUGUACAGGAAGUACAAUGUCCAGGAAGUAGUAAAAGAGGACACACCGAAGCCUGAUGUGACCACAGCAAAGACAGAUUCAAAUACAGCUGAGGAGAAGGAGAAACACGAUGCGGAGGAGACAAACAAAGAAGAGGAAGACGGCGACAAAACUGCGCCCCAGGACGACAAAGAGGUCGAUAAGGCUGAAGGUGACGCGGAGUAAGAGCUCACGUUUAGAGAAACUGAUUGACAGUUGGUGAGUUAGGUUUAAAAUGACAAAAAACAUCUGAAGUUGCUUUUAUAUUGUAGUGCUUUUGUUUUAAAUAGGAAGGUUUUUAAGCCAUGAUUUUUUUCACAACCGAUAACAUGACUGGACAAAAAAAAUGAGGUUGGCAAGAGACAAACGGAAUCCAAAUAUAAUUUAAUGUCUUUUUUUAAAAUUCAUCUUUGAUGCUUUUGUUCUGACUUUAAGAUGUCCAUGUUUAAAUAGCAGUGAUUUUUAUUGAACUGUACGUGUCACCAUUCUGCAGCGUACCUUUAAUAUCAGCUGCCAUCAGUUUUUUAUGCUGAAUUGGAUUUUUAAUUUUAAUGUCAUUUUAUUUUUUGGCAUUUUUUUUUUUUUACUCCAAACAAAAAAAAGAGUUUUGUUCAGGUUUACUGGUGUGUUAAAUUUUUUUCGUAACUGUUAUUUCCUAAAGCAGUCCCUGGAUUAAAGCUACCUGUGUGUUUGACUG